UUUGGCUUCUUUCGCGCGUGCGCAGUCUUCCCGGGGAGGCUGCGAGGCAGAAGGGACCAUGAGGCUCUCUGUCCUCCUUGCCGCGGCGGAGAAAUUCAAGCCGCACCGCGGCUACCGCUAUGGCAUGAACCGGCCUGGCUCGAUCGCCGACAAGGCUAAGAACCCUCCGUGGGUCUGGCGGAAGAAGAUCCCUGUGGAGCCCAUCAAAGACGAGGACUGGAAGUUCUUCAAGGGCGAUACGGUCCAGAUCCUGAAGGGGAAGGACUUGGGCAAGCAAGGGAUGGUCUCCCAGGUGAUACGAGAGCGGAACUGGGUCGUCCUGGAGGGCCUGAACGUGCAUUACCGAUACACGGGCAGGUCCGCCAUCUACAGUGGCAUGUACACGGCCAGUGAGGCUCCGCUGCUGGUGAACUGGGUGUCCCUGGUAGACCCCACUGACAGGCUGCCCACCGAGGUUGAAUGGCGCUACACGGAGGAAGGAGAGAGGGUCCGCGUCUCCCUCCGGACCGGCAGGAUCAUCCCGAAACCCCUGGAGCAGAGGGACGAUGGCAUCAUCCCAGAACAAUGGACAGACUGCCCCAAGGACACGUCGGUGGAGGACGCCCUGGAGAAGACCUAUGUCCCUUCCUUGAAGACGUUCCAGGAGGAGAUAAUGGAGCUCCUGGGCAUCGUGGAGACGCGCCGCUUCAGAAAGUCCUACUGGUAUUGAGGCCUUUCGUUCUGCGGAUCUGUGCCCGGCUGCCUGGACCCCAAAAGACUCUCCGCUUUGAGGGGAGACCGAGGAGGCGGCUGAGGUGGGGGCUGUUGCCUCCUGAUAAAGGACCCCCUAAACCGCAA
Messenger RNA from Zootoca vivipara (common lizard), 837 nucleotides. It is a transcript of the gene MRPL24, whose product is annotated as mitochondrial ribosomal protein L24. Gene Ontology annotation, molecular function: RNA binding; structural constituent of ribosome. Gene Ontology annotation, biological process: translation. Lineage: Eukaryota; Metazoa; Chordata; Lepidosauria; Squamata; Lacertidae. Gene Ontology annotation, cellular component: ribosome. The record is from RefSeq and is a predicted model, not a curated record.